AUGGAUGAAUAUAUUGGAACACAAAUAUUAUUUGAGACAUCGAAAGGGACUGUGAGUGGAGUAUUGAAGGCUGUAAAUGAAGACACCGGAAAACUGGUGGUUGAUGACGGGAGAGAUAUGAGGGAUGUUUUUAUUGAGGAUGUUCUAAAGCUUGAGAUUGCCAAGGAGGGAUAUUAUAUGCCAAAGAGAGACACUAAGGUGGAGGAGAACAGGUAUAGAAUAGAGAAUGAGUGUCCAGCUCAGCCUGAACAAAUAGUGGUGGGCAGCAGAAGUGUUUCUGAAUCAUGCAGUGUGAGCAGAGGAGGAUCUGACAUGGAUUCAGAAAGAGAACAAGGUAUUAAGAGUCUGCAUAAGAAGCCUGAAGAUAGAUGCAUGGAGAAUGAGGAAAACUGUUGUGUUUCAGACAAGAUCGGAAUAAAUAGAAAAGAUGGAAGAUACGCACCCGAAACAACAGAAAUUAUCUAUUACGGAAUGAUGAGCCGGGCAUUUUCACAUUUUGGGCCACUUGAAGAGGAGUUCUCGUCGAUUGCAGCAAGGCAAGCAUAUCGUGUGUUUUCCACAUACUUCGAAAGUUCUACAGAGAAAGUUGAAAUAUUUAUUGCAGGAGAUGAUGUUUUUUCAUGUAUAGGAUAUAUUCUUGCAAGGCUACUGCUACACUCUGGAAAGGAGCCGUUGGUUAUCUGCAAUCAACAUUAUAUAAGGCAUUCCAAGUAUAGACAGUCAUAUACAAACUCUGGAGGAGUUAUAUGCACAUCUUCUCAGGCACAGGCAUGCGUAUAUGUUUUUGCAUGCAAUAAAGCACUGAUCCAUACACAGGAGUAUGGUAAUAAGGAUGCCAAGGGACUCAUUUAUUUGGAUGUUCCAGACACCUUGGCUAAGGAAGGAGGUGUAAGGAUCGGGCUAUGCUUUGGCUCCAUCCCUGCAUAUUACAAACGAUUCAAUGGCAUCAUAUAUUUCAUUGACAUUGAAUAUCCAACUGCUCUUUACAAUGAGUUUGGGAUGGAAAGACCAGUAAAAAGCAAGAUACAUAAGAUAAAAUAA
Messenger RNA from Ordospora pajunii, 1041 nucleotides. RefSeq lists its product as uncharacterized. The transcript has a single exon. The record is from RefSeq and is a predicted model, not a curated record. NCBI's taxonomy places the organism in Eukaryota, Fungi, Microsporidia, Ordosporidae. Bases 1 to 1041 code for a protein of 346 amino acids.